AAUAUUUUGUGUGGGAGCGAGCGGUGCAUUUGCAUGUUGCGGAGUGAUUAGUGGGUUUGAAAAGCGAACCGUGGCUCGGCCUCAUUUCCCGCUCUGGUUCAGGCGCAGGAGGAAGUGUUUUGCUGGAGGAUGAUGACAGAGGUCAGGCUUCGCUAAUGGGCCAGUGAGGAGCGGUGGAGGCGAGGCCGGGCGCCGGCACACACACAUUAACACACUUGAGCCAUCACCAAUCAGCAUAGGGAUCUGAGAAUUGCUCUUACACACCAAACCAGCAGCAUCCGUGGAGAAAACUCUCGCCAGCAACUCCUUUAAAACACCGUCAUUUCCAACCGCUGUGGUCUUUAAGCAGCAAUAACAGCCACAAAAAAACCCAAAACCCAAGCAAACAAAACUCUUGACAGGAGCUUUGACGGGAGAGGAUGCCUCAUAAAGGGGGAAGACCUUAACUAGGGGUGCGCAGAUGUGUGAGACCUUUUAUUGUAAGAGUGGACAGACAUCCCAGAUUUCAGAAUCCCAUAUUCGAGCCCCGUGGGAUCCCGCGCCCCACAGCCAGCGCCAGCAUGCAGAACAGUCACAGCGGAGUGAAUCAGCUCGGUGGUGUCUUUGUCAACGGGCGGCCACUGCCAGACUCCACCCGGCAGAAGAUCGUAGAGCUAGCGCACAGCGGGGCCCGGCCGUGCGACAUUUCCCGAAUUCUGCAGGUGUCCAACGGAUGUGUGAGUAAAAUUCUGGGCAGGUAUUACGAGACUGGCUCCAUCAGACCCAGGGCAAUCGGUGGUAGUAAACCGAGAGUAGCGACUCCAGAAGUUGUAAGCAAAAUAGCCCAGUAUAAGCGGGAGUGUCCGUCCAUCUUUGCUUGGGAAAUCCGAGACAGAUUACUGUCGGAGGGGGUCUGUACCAACGAUAAUAUACCAAGUGUGUCAUCAAUAAACAGAGUUCUUCGCAACCUGGCUAGCGAAAAGCAACAGAUGGGCGCAGACGGCAUGUAUGAUAAACUAAGGAUGUUGAAUGGGCAGACCGGAAGCUGGGGCACCCGCCCCGGUUGGUAUCCGGGGACUUCCGUGCCAGGGCAACCUACCCAAGAUGGCUGCCAGCAACAGGAAGGAGGGGGAGAGAAUACCAACUCCAUCAGUUCCAAUGGAGAAGAUUCAGAUGAAGCCCAAAUGCGACUUCAGCUGAAGCGGAAGCUACAAAGAAAUAGAACAUCCUUUACCCAAGAGCAAAUUGAGGCCCUGGAGAAAGAGUUUGAGAGGACCCAUUAUCCAGAUGUGUUUGCCAGAGAAAGACUAGCAGCCAAAAUAGAUCUACCUGAAGCAAGAAUACAGGUAUGGUUUUCUAAUCGAAGGGCCAAAUGGAGAAGAGAAGAAAAACUGAGGAAUCAGAGAAGACAGGCCAGCAACACACCUAGUCAUAUUCCUAUCAGCAGUAGUUUCAGCACCAGUGUCUACCAACCAAUCCCACAACCCACCACGCCUGUUUCCUCCUUCACAUCGGGCUCCAUGUUGGGCCGAACAGACACAGCCCUCACCAAUACGUAUAGCGCUCUGCCACCCAUGCCCAGCUUCACCAUGGCCAAUAACCUGCCUAUGCAACCCCCAGUCCCCAGCCAGACGUCCUCGUACUCCUGCAUGCUGCCUACCAGCCCUUCGGUGAAUGGGCGGAGUUAUGAUACCUAUACCCCCCCACAUAUGCAGACACACAUGAACAGUCAGCCAAUGGGCACCUCGGGCACCACUUCCACAGGACUCAUUUCCCCUGGUGUAUCAGUUCCAGUUCAAGUUCCUGGAAGUGAACCUGAUAUGUCUCAAUAUUGGCCAAGAUUACAGUAAAAAAAAAGAGAAAGAAAAAAUAUAUUGUGUUAAUUCAGUCAGUGACUAUGUGGACACGGCAGUUGGGCGUUCAGGAAGGAAAGGAAAAUGGCUGUUAGUAGCACUUCAAAGUUCUGCGAUUGUGUCCAGUAUUGUACCACUGGAGGACGGACUUGGAACAAGGACCUUUGUAUACAGAAGGCAUGAGAUCAGUUGGAACAAAUCUUCAUUUUGGUAUCCAAACUUUUAUUCAUUUUGGUGUAUUAUUUGUAAAUGGGCAUUUGUAAUAAUGAAAAAAAGAACAACGUAGACUGGAUGGACAUUUGAUCUGUGCUGGUCAUGAAGUUGUUUUUUGUUUUUUAAAAAAAGGAAACCAUGAUCAACAAGCUUCGCCAUGAAUUUAAGAAUUUUAUCAAGAUAUAUCGACUACUUCUACCCAUCUGUUCAUAGUUUAUGGACUGAGGUUCCAAGUUUGAAUCAUUCCUUUGCAUAUAAUUAAACCUGGAACAACAUGCACUAGAUUUAUGUAAGAAAUAUCUGUUGGUUUUCCAAAGGUUGUUAACAGAUGAAGUUUAUGUGCAAAAAAGGGUAAGAUAUAAAUUCAAGGAAGAAAAAAGUUGAUAGCUAAAAGGUAGAGUGUGUCUUCGAUAUAAUCCAAUUUGUUUUAUGUCAAAAUGUAAGUAUUUGUCUUCCCUAGAAAUCCUCAGAAUGAUUUCUAUAAUAAAGUUAAUUUCAUUUAUAUUUGACAAGAAUACUCUAUAGAUGUUUUAUACACAUUUUCAUGCAAUCACGCGUUUCUUUUUUGGCCAACAAAAGUUUAUUGUUCUUAGAUAUAGUUGUAUUACUGUUCACAGUCCAAUCAUUUUGUGCAUCUAGAAUUCAUUCCUAAUCAAUUAAAAGUGCUUGCAAGAGUUUUAAACUUAAGUGUUUUGAAGUUGUUCACAACUACAUAUCAAAAUUAACCAUUGUUGAUUGUAAAAACCAUGCCAAAGCCUUUGUAUUUCCUUUAUUAUACUAUUUUCUUUUUAACCUUACAGUGUGGUGUUACAAAUUUUGUUCCCAUGUUGGAGUAACAUUCUAAACCAAUGGUUACUUUCAUACAUUCUCUAUUUUAAAACCCGAUGAUCCUUAAAGAAAUAAUUCUUAAAGAUAUCAUAAAUCAGAAAUGUGUUAGAAAAAAAUUCUACUUGAAGCUGCAUGUAGAUCUGUGCCCAUUUAUGCCCACAACGCACAUACUAAAUGGAAACAUUUUCCAGCUAGCCAUUUCAUCCAAAAGCUCAAAGUCUAGAAAUAAUUUUAAAAAUGCAACAAGCUAUUAACUAAGAAUUGUCUUUUGAAUUAGGGCUGACAUUUUCAAUCUGGGCAGAUUUCCAUUGUCAGCCUAUUUCAACAGCGAUUUCACUGAAGUAUAUUCAAAAGUAGAUUUCUUAUACAAGACUCUGUGAAAGCUGUUGCCUUUCUCCCUUUUCUCUCUCCCUCCCCUUUGCACAGAGGCAUCAUUCCCCAUUGAACCACUACAGCUGUUCCCAUUUGAAUCUCCCUUUCUGUGCGGUUGUGGAUGGUUGGAGGGUGGAGGGGGGAUGUUGCAUGUCAAGGAAUAAUGAGCACAGACACAUCAACAGACAACAACAAAGCAGACUGUGACUGGCCGGUGGGAGUUAAAGGCCUUCAGUCAUUGGCAGCUUAAGCCAAACAUUCCCAAAUCUAUGAAGCAGGGCCCAUUGUUGGUCAGUUGUUAUUUGCAAUGAAGCACAGAUCUGAUCAUGUUUAAAGUGGCGGCACGCAGGGCAGGAGUGCUUGAGCCCAAGCAAAGGAUGGAAGAAAAUAAGCCUUUGUUGUUUUGAAAACCUGUCUGAGACUUUUAUUUCUGUAUGUUCUGUGCAACACAUAAGUCAAUAUAGAUGUUUCCUUCUGCAAACUUCCAUCAAAGGCUGGGGGUCCCGGCAGUCUAGAUUAAAUGCUUGCACAGGCAGAAACCUCUGGGGACAAAGACCCACUUCCACUGAAUUGUACUGUGCUUUUUAUUUGUUAUGUUUUGAACCCCCAAAAGCAAAUGAUCAGAAAUAUAGAAAUUAAUUGGAGGCUUUAAAAAAACAACCUUCUACCUCCACAUCUCCUAUUUUCUCGUUAAGGAGUCACUUGUGAACAGAUCAUUGUGAUUCAUCUCUCUGGCAUGCUAUGUGUUAAUGCGUUUAUUCCACCAGAGUUGCUGUGCAUUUAGAGACACCUUUCUAGGUUGAUUGUAGCUUUUUCAUGUGUGUGUGUAGUUUGAUUCAAUGUCAGUCUGCACUGCAUGCUUGCACACUUCCGCAGUGGCAUGUGCAGACAUAUGCACUGUUGGUACAGUUGCCCAUGCAGGUGUUUUUACCUCCUGACAUUUCACAGCCUACAUUCCCAGAGGGACAUGUAUCCAGGGAACUGUCGGAAGGGCUACGUGUGGUGUGUGCUGCAGCUGCUGCCUGGCUUCUUCCCUGGAAGAAGGGGGACCGUUUCCAACUGGCUGUGAUUUGGGCCAGGGUUAGGCAACCAGUUCUGGCCCAUGGCUCUGUUGUGUAUAGACUUAGAACUGGUGGCCCUUGGGUGCAGGAGCUGGGAAUGGGAGAAGGGGAGUGCUGGGGGAGUGGAGAGUCGGUGCGUGUGCACUUGGGCCCGUGACCUCUGAGGGACUAGAUUUCCAGGGCACAGUGGCACGGCCUGGCCGAGUUGGAAGAAGCGGCUGCUCAGCUGCAGAAGCCCUCUGAUCCACCAGGAUGCAAGGCUGCCAUGCCUUCUGCUCUCACCCUGGGGAGAUGAGCGGUACCCUGAAUGCAGCUCUGGGCACCUUCCCGGGGACAGCAUGGCCAGCACUGUGUGGAAGCAAUGCCCAGGAGGCUGCCUUCGACUUAUUGUUGAAACUGUUUAUUUACAGUUAGGCGUAUGUAUGUAUGUAUGUAUGUAUGUAUGUAUUGGUGGGAACUCCGCAGGGAAGCUUUGACACCAUCUUUCAGGACGGUGGCUUGGUAUUUGGGGGUGUCCUCAGUAGAACCACACGACUAACAACUUAUACUUUUCCUUCAAACUUGGCUGGCUUAGGAAGACCAGGUGAACAGAGUCAGAGGUGAAUGUUUGAGUAAGAAACAUUCAGGUUACUGAGUAAAAAAAUUCUUUUUUACUACAAGAAAUUUCCAGAAUAUUUUCCCUCCAAAGCUGUACCUCCUGACUCUUACGUGGUGACCCACUGACUUUUCUUGAUACGGCUCACAUACUCAUCUCCUCCUGCUUUAAAAAAAAAAAAAAUCAUAACCAGUUUCCUGAGAUACAGUAUUUGUUAAGGUUCAGCAUUUUUUUUUUUUUUGUGAAUUUUUGUCAUCUUAGGGUGGUGUCUAUAUUCUGCUUCUUGGUUUUCCCUAGGCCUUCACAUUAACAAGAUUAUAAAAAGAAGGCUCUUCUUUGAAUGUCUGGCUCACCAAAACCAAACACAAAUUCUUCCUUUGUUUGUUUCUCCAGAAUAAACCUCACCUGUUUUUUUUUUUUCAUCACUUCUGCUCAGUUUUAAAGUUCAGAGUGUAAGUAUUUAAAGUUAGUCUUGCUUAAAUUUGAUGGUGUUGAUGGUGACUAUCUAUGGAAGGCAUUAACAUGAUGUUUUAGAAAUGACAUUCAUAAUGGACUUAAACAAAUGAAUAGGGGCCACCCCACCCCCAUUUUCCUUUUGUAUGAGGAUGCCUGUGUCUGAUUCUUUAAAAUUAAAAGAAAGACAGGGAAUCGAUUGCCAAGUGUUGCUUCUUUUGAAGUAGUUUUAUUUUGUGUAGUGUUAGUAAUCGCAGAUCCCGGAGGUACAAAUAAAGAAUAAAUGGAAGAGAGAAAGAGAAAAGUGGAAAUUGGUGGUUACCAGAAAGUAAUUCCUAAGGUCUUAGAACCCCAGGAUCUGAGCAGACUGCAGUGGUCAAAAUAUUUACCUCACCAAAAAAAAAAGGCAAAUCUAGCGUAAGAAAUGAAUACCAGAGAGGGUUUUGAAGUUUUAGAAACAUUUAAAAAAAACUCUGCUUGCCAUUGUUACAUAAGUAUUUGAGACAAGUUGAUAACUGAAAAAAUCUGUUUAUAGAAUGUAUAUUUCAUAAUGUAUCAAAAAUGGUCCACAUACCUAUGGUAGCAUCAGUGAUAUUUUUAUGUAGUAAAUUAUUAACAUAUGGCUAAUUGGAUAAUGCUUCCAGAAGGAAAAUACAUUUUUAUCAGAGGAAAACAAAAAUAUACAUCCCUCUUCAGUAGCUAAUUUUUAUAAAGCCUGUCUAGUGAAUCAGAACAACCAAACACUUGCAUCUAAUUUUUGGAAGGCCCAAGUACUAUUGUUCAAAAUUCACUUUUACUGAGUUUGAAAAGUUUCUUUUAUAUUUAAAAUAAGUUGGGAUCAAAUAUGCUCAAUUUUUAUAGCAUUUAUCUGUUUGCAAAGCAUACAUUAACUAGUAAUUGGCUGCUAAUUUUAUAGACAUGGUAGCCAGGGUAGUAAAUCAAUGACCUAUUAAGUAUUUUUGACAAGCAAUUUACAUAUCUGAUGACCUCACAUUUUUUUUUUUCAGAGUCCAAUGCUAUGUAAUUGUUCCGUUGUGUGUUUGCAUAAAUGAGUCACAACACGGUAAGAAAAAGGUUAGAGUUAUUAAAAUAAUAACCAGACUAAAAUAGUCAUUUGAAUUUAUUCAUAUUGUUCAUAAUGCUUUCAAAGGAUAUAGCAAAGCUUUUGGGGAGUAACUGCACAUGCUUUAUUAUCUAUGGACUAAAUUGAGUUUCUGAAGUUGCUUUAAAUUUUAAAAGCACCUUUGCUUAAUAUAAAAAGCCCUCUAAUUUUAACUGACAGAUCAAUUCUGAAACUUUAUUUUGAAAUGAAAAUGGGAAAGAAUUUGUGUCUCUUGAAUUAAAAGAAGUGAAAAAAAAAUAAACCAGACAUUCUAAAAAAAAAAAAGGAAAAAAGAAAUCUGAUUUUUAGUACUAAUGAAAUAGUGGGUGACAAAAUAGUUGUCUUUUUGAUUUUGAUCACAAAAAAUAAACUGGUAGUGACAGGAUCUGAUGGAGAGAUUUGACAUCCUGGCGAAUCACUGUCAUUGAUUCAAUUAUUCUAAUUCUGAAUAAAAGCUGUAUACAGUGUGUGUUUAUGCUACAGUGGGUUUUUUUUUUAAGUGACUGACAUUCAUCAGAUUGGUUAGACAGUUUAAAAACCUAGUCUUUGUUUUCUACAAUGUUGUCAAGAACAAAUAAAGUGUAAUUUGUGGUAUGUUAAAAGCAAACUACUUAAAAUGCUAGUUAUAAAACUGCUUCAAAAUACUCUAACAUAUUUGAAAAUGUAUUUUGGAAAUUUAGGUUGUAACAGCUUUAAAUAGCUUUAAAAAAUUGAAACUUUUUACUUACAUAUGCAAAUUACUUAACAAUUUUUUUUGGUCUACUAUUUAUCAAAAGCUGUGAGAGUGUAGAAUUAUGAUUCAAAAUCCUAGUGUUUCAUAUGAAAACUGGUUCAGUAUGCUAUAAACCCCAAAUACAUGUCUAUAUGGUUAUAAAUGUAAGUGCUCAAUGUUCAUAAUUAACAAAGAGUUUACCUAAUGCAGGCUGAGUUAGCUCGUUUUCUGCUUUGUCUCAGCCCUAUGUUCUGUAAAAAUCCCUCACCAAGCUUCCAUACAUGUUUUCCCCAGUUUUCUAGCAUGAAUGUAGCUGUCAGUUUGAAUUUCAAUCCCAAAUUAUGUGUGUUGACAUAAUUUCGUAGUGCUGACUUCAAUUGUUUAAGAUUACUAAAUAGAAGACCAUCAACUUCUUUCUCUAUGCUUUCUAGCACUCAAGUCCUUUAUAUUCAUUAACUACUACAGCAGACUAAUUACCUUUAAUGGAGCUUAAUCCCAAAAUAUUAUUUUGUCUUCAUCAAUUUAAUCAUAGGAUGCAUAAAUGCAAAUUCAUUUUAUUAUUGGUCUUCAUAUAUUAGCAAACACAUUUUUCAAUGUUUUAUAAAGCUUAGCAUUUU
Myotis lucifugus (little brown bat) is the source of this 7785-nucleotide messenger RNA. RefSeq names its product paired box 6 (gene PAX6). Gene Ontology annotation, biological process: anatomical structure development; regulation of transcription by RNA polymerase II. The coding region runs from base 561 to 1829 and encodes 422 amino acids. Gene Ontology annotation, molecular function: DNA-binding transcription factor activity, RNA polymerase II-specific; RNA polymerase II cis-regulatory region sequence-specific DNA binding. The record is from RefSeq and is a predicted model, not a curated record. The transcript has 13 exons. Lineage: Eukaryota; Metazoa; Chordata; Mammalia; Chiroptera; Vespertilionidae.